This is a messenger RNA of Gavia stellata (red-throated loon), 1950 nucleotides long. It is a transcript of the gene SLC26A7, whose product is annotated as solute carrier family 26 member 7. Gene Ontology annotation, biological process: transmembrane transport. Gene Ontology annotation, cellular component: membrane. Gene Ontology annotation, molecular function: bicarbonate transmembrane transporter activity; oxalate transmembrane transporter activity; chloride transmembrane transporter activity. Bases 1 to 1950 code for a protein of 649 amino acids. The transcript has 18 exons. Lineage: Eukaryota; Metazoa; Chordata; Aves; Gaviiformes; Gaviidae. The record is from RefSeq and is a predicted model, not a curated record.
AUGAUGACAGGAGCAAAAAGGAAGAGAAGUACACUUGGGAGGAAGGUCCAGGCUAUUCGCUUUGAAGAUAUCAAAGUCUGGUGUCUGAGAAGGCUGCCCAUCUUGAAAUGGGUGCCUGUCUACAAUUGGAAGGAAAACUUGAUUCCCGAUGUGGUUUCUGGGAUGAUGCUAGCCAUCCAACAGGUGACUCAAGGGCUGGCCUUUGCGGUUCUGUCUUCAGUCCAUCCAGUUUUUGGUUUAUAUGGCUCUUUCUUCCCUGUCAUUGUAUAUGCCAUAUUUGGAAUGGGACGUCAUGUUGUGACAGGAACUUUUGCUUUAACUUCCUUAAUAUCUGCCAACGCAGUUGAGCGUCUUGUUCCUUCAGUCAGCGCUAAUUUCACUACAAACAAUAACUCAGGAGUUUUGGGCCUAUCGGAGUUUGAAAUGCAGAGGAUUGGAGUUGCAGCAGCAGUUUCAUUUCUGGGAGGAAUCAUUCAGGUAGCAAUGUUUAUGCUGCAGUUGGGCAGUGCCACUUUCUUGUUAACAGAACCAGUGAUAAGUGCGAUGACAACAGGAGCAGCUACACAUGUUGUGACUUCACAAGUGAAGUAUCUGCUGGGAAUGAAAAUGCCGUAUAUAUCGGGACCACUGGGAUUUUUUCAUAUUUAUGCCUACAUAUUUGAGAAUAUUGGAUCAGUUCGGUUGGAGGCUUUACUUCUCUCCUUGCUGAGCAUUGUCAUGCUUGUUCUUGUUAAAGAACUGAAUGAGAAAUUUCAGAGAAACAUUAAAGUUGUUCUUCCCAUCGAUCUAGUUUUGAUAAUUGCUACAUCUGUUGCCUGCUACUAUGCUGACAUGGAAUACGUCUAUGGGCUAGAAGUUGUGGGACAUAUUCCUGAAGGGUUACCAUCACCGAAAACACCACCUAUGAAUGUCCUGCCUGAAGUAGUCACUGAAGCUUUUGGAGUAGCACUGGUUGGUUAUGUAGCGUCACUAGCUCUAGCCCAAAGCUCUGCUAAAAAGUUUAAAUACACUGUGGAUGACAACCAGGAGUUUUUGGCUCAUGGCCUCAGCAACGUGAUUCCUUCAUUUUUCUUUUGCAUACCAAGUGCAGCAGCGAUGGGACGGACGGCACUUUUAUACAGUACAGGCGCCAAAUCACAGGUGGCUUGCCUUAUCUCUUGUGUAUUAAUUCUUGUGGUGAUCUAUGCAAUUGGACCCAUGCUGUACUGGCUGCCUAUGUGUGUGCUAGCAAGCAUUAUUGUUGUGGGCUUGAAGGGGAUGUUAAUGCAGUUCCGUGACUUAAAAAAAUAUUGGAAUGUGGAUAAAAUAGACUGGAGCAUAUGGGUUAGCACCUACGUGUUUACAAUAUGCUUUGCUGCUAAUGUGGGACUGUUGUAUGGCGUUGCCUGCACUAUAGUAAUUGUGAUUUUCCGCUUUCCCAGAGCAAAGACACUGAAUUUGAAAAAUGUGAAAGAAGUGGAAUAUAAAUACAAAACAGAAGAUAAUUGUGAAUCAUUAAAACAGGUAAAAAUAGUUUCAAUCAACAAUCCGUUAGUCUUUCUGAAUGCCAGGAAAUUUCAUGCUGACCUGAUAAAGAUAAUCCAGAAGGAUAGCACGAGCAGCCAGUGUGAGCGGAACACAUUGCUCUCUUCAUUUUCCAAUGGAAGUUGUCAUGGCGAGUUGUUGCAGUCGUGUCACAGUGAGCGACGUGUUUUGAUAUUAGACUGCAGUGGACUGAAUUUCUUUGACUACACUGGAGUCUCAGUGCUGCUUCAGAUUUACAUGGACUGUAAAAACAGACACAUCGAUGUGUUGCUAGCACACUGCAAAGCUUCCUUGAUUAAAGCAAUGCAGUACGGUGGAAAUCUUGAAUCUGAAAAUCCUGUCUUCUUUGAAUCUAUUUCUUCAGCAAUCAAUGCCAUUCAAAUUCACAGGAAUUACAGCAAGUUCAGUGAACAGAGUGAAGUGUGA